Molecule: messenger RNA, 1649 nt
Organism: Cloeon dipterum
Lineage: Eukaryota; Metazoa; Arthropoda; Insecta; Ephemeroptera; Baetidae
Product: probable G-protein coupled receptor Mth-like 1
Exons: 6
Coding region: 12-1469 (485 amino acids)
Biological process (GO): cell surface receptor signaling pathway; G protein-coupled receptor signaling pathway
Cellular component (GO): membrane
Molecular function (GO): G protein-coupled receptor activity
Source: RefSeq, a predicted model, not a curated record
AUUCGGACGUAAUGGAGACGAAUAUACGCGUUUUCUUUGCAUGCCUUAUUCUGUUGCUCGCUCCGAGCCUAGUUUCCAGCAGGGUGCUCAGACUCUGCGACAAGAACCUGCGGACUAAAGUGACCGACGGCACGGUGCAACGAGACGGCAGCCUUUUGACCAUAAAUGGCACCGUUUUCCCAGUUGGCACCUAUUGGCACGAGCGCACAAGCCAGGAUGAGAUAAUUUGGUGGACUUGUCCUUGUAUGCUCGGCGAUUGCAUCCGCCUCUGCAUGAGAGAUGUCGCCGAAAUUGCACAUCUGCCGAUGGCACCGCUGCCAAUCCACGUCCCAGUCUGGGAAGGAGACGUUAAGAAGACCGUGUCGGUCACCUCAUAUUUUAAGGUCGUGCACGAGGCAGCGUGCACAAUCGAAGGCUUUUUCUGGGACGACGGGCUGACCACCAGCGACUUCCGAAUCCAGAAAGACGGAUCGAUCUACUCGCCAAACAAAAAUGAUCCGUUCACGUCGAAAUACACCAAUGCUAAAAGUUACUGCUUGAUGCCCCACGAUAAUAAGAGGCACUUGAAUGUUCUGCUUUGCGACCCCGUCAUAGACUGGGAAGUGAUCGUGUUCCCUUUGUUUUUUGUGGUGAGCGCCGUGUUCCUGCUGCUGACUGUGCUGGCCUACGUAUUCACCCAAAACCACUACUCCGUGUUCGACAGAUCUGUGGUCUGCUUUUCCUGCACUUUGCUGCUCGCGUACAUUGGCCUGACGGUGAAAGUCUUGUCAGCAGAAGCGAGCUACAUUACUGCGUGCAAAACCAUGGCCUACGUUCAAUAUACUUUUGAGCUGGCCUCAUUUUUCUGGCUCAACGUGAUGUGCAUCGAUUUGUUCAUCAUAACCAAAAAGGCUGAAAUGUGCACUGUUGACAUUUUUUACAAACUCGCUGCCUACGUGUCAGGAACUUCUUUCGUGCUUUUCCUUAUCAUGCUAGUCGUGGACAUCACCACUUCUCACCCCACGUUGAGCCCUGGGAUCGGAGUGGAGAGCUGCUGGUUUAGAUCUUUCUGGGGCAGUUUCAUCUACAUGAAUGGGCCGAUUCUACUCUUGCUGGUGAUCAACACGGUGUUGCUGAUCAUAAUCGAAGUUCGCUUUCGGCGCCAGAAAAUUAGUUCCUUGAGAAGGAAGCAGCAGGAUAAGGAGUCCUCCACGCUCAUAAUCAAACUGCUGCUGCUGAUGGGAUUCACGUGGCUGUUCGAAAUUAUGUCCUGGGCUGACGGAAGUAAGUUUGCCAUUUGGCACGUCACCGACUCGGUCAGCGCCAUUCGCGGCGUGUUCGUCUUCUGGAUUUGCGUUUACUCCAAUGAUGCUGUCUGGGAGCCUUUGCGAAUGCGCUUUUGGCCGAGAAAAGAAAUUCCAGAAGAGGCGAACGAUGUUGCAAUGACCACAAUUGAAACCUCUGCAUCUCACUCCGACAUUCAUAUGUAGUUUCAAUUUUGAUAUAUGUUUAGAAAAAUGGAUUUUCUGUAAAAAAAUUAGUCUCGUGCCUUGGAAAGGAUGAAAAUAAAAACGUAUUGCUUUAUCACUUCAUAAUUUGUGUCUUUGACACUCUUAAAAAAAUUAUAUUCUUAACAUACAUUACAUUAAAGCCUUCUUUAUACCAAAACC